Messenger RNA from Cricetulus griseus (Chinese hamster), 938 nucleotides. Lineage: Eukaryota; Metazoa; Chordata; Mammalia; Rodentia; Cricetidae. The record is from RefSeq and is a predicted model, not a curated record.
GCCCUUUGGCUUUCCCAUCGUCCCCCGCGCUGUCUCGCCUUAGCGAUCAGUCUUCUCGUAUACCUUAGGAAGGACUACGAAUCCCAGCGAACAGAGCGCGACUCGAGGCCACAAGAGGAGGAGCCCGGAGCCGUCCAGCCACGGAGCCAGGGGCCUUAGAGAAUUCUACCACUGAACCACCAAUGCUCAUUGGAGGUGGCUAUGGGGAAGCGAUACUUCUGUGAUUACUGUGACCGCUCCUUCCAGGACAACCUCCACAACCGAAAGAAGCACCUAAAUGGGCUGCAGCAUCUCAAGGCCAAGAAGGUGUGGUACGACAUGUUCCGAGAUGCAGCUGCCAUCUUGCUGGAUGAGCAGAAUAAGAGACCCUGCAGGAAGUUUCUUCUGACAGGCCAGUGCGACUUUGGCUCCAACUGCAGAUUUUCCCACAUGUCAGAACGAGAUCUGCAGGAACUGAGCAUACAGGUGGAGGAGGAGAGACGGGCCAGAGAAUGGCCACUGGAGACUGCUGAGCUUCCUGAGGGUCACCUGGAAGACUGGCUGGAAAAGAGAGCUAAGAGGCUGAGCUCAGUCCCAAGUAGCAGGACUGAACCCAUCAGAACCACUGUCUUCCAGUACCCCGUGGGCUGGCCACCAAUGCAGGAGCUGCCCCCGUCCCUGCGGGCACCCCCUCCUGGAGGAUGGUCCCUACAGCCCAGAGUUCAGUGGGGCUGAGCUCUUCCCCACCUCCCUGCCUGACUUCUGGUCACCAGGCAUAGUAUAAAGACAGUUACUCAACCAAGGAAGUGAAGCUGCCUUCGCUCUGUAACCCCCUGGAGCCUCUGAGACCAUGAGCUUGGCCUCCCCAUCCACCCACCAUCCCUCAGGGCAUAUCUUGAGAAGAUGGGUGAGAAACAUCCAAAUGUUUAUAAAGUCUGUCCUCGAAGGUUUUUCUGACA